This is a messenger RNA of Lathyrus oleraceus (garden pea), 1235 nucleotides long. RefSeq lists its product as uncharacterized. The transcript has 6 exons. The record is from RefSeq and is a predicted model, not a curated record. The coding region runs from base 113 to 1063 and encodes 316 amino acids. Lineage: Eukaryota; Viridiplantae; Streptophyta; Magnoliopsida; Fabales; Fabaceae.
GUUACAUUACAUUUAAUCUAUUUAAAUAAAUCUCCACGCUUCACUUCAAUGCAAACUCACUUUUCAAAACUAGCCGUUAUUCAACAUCAUCUUCCACUCUCAAACACUGUCUAUGGCUACCUCAAUCGACACACCUUCUCCUCCUCUUUCUCUUCCUCGUAUGAAACAGGAUGAUGAUACAAACGUUGUUAAUUCUUCUUCCCCGCAAUUCAGUCCUUCUUCUGAUAAACGAUUCUGGAGCACUCUUCGUAGUAGAAUGGAUUCACUUCUCGAUAAUCCUCAACCCAAAUUUUCAGAUUCACAUCAUGCAUCUACCUCUACACAUCACAUCCAUUUGAAUGAAAGAGGGAACAGAUUGAGGGAAGAUUCUUUGUUACUGAUACGAGGGUUUGAUUCGGUUUCUCAUACACUAUCUCUUUUGUCUAGUAAUUUGGAUAAUGCAUUACAGAGUACCAGAGAAUUGGGAAAACCACCCACGUUAACUGAUAUGUUCCAAAGCAAAAUUGUUGAGUCUGAAAAGAAUGAAGAGAAAGAGAAAGAGGAGUCGAAGAAAGGAGUGAAAAGGAAAAUUGAUGAAUUCUAUGAAGAAAAUGUUGCAGAGACACAAACAGAAAAUGGACAGAAAUUGCAUGAUAAGCAUAUCAAGAAAGCAAAAAAUCUUGCAGUUUCAAUGGCUAGCAAAGCAAGCUCACUUGCAAGGGAGUUGAAGGGUCUUAAGUCAGAUUUAUGUUUUAUGCAAGAGAGAUGUGGUUUGCUUGAAGAAGAGAACCGAAGGCUGCGUGAUGGAUUUGCGAAAGGAGUUAGGCCUGAGGAAGAUGAUCUGGUGAGGCUUCAGCUGGAAGCACUUCUUGGUGAGAAGGCAAGACUUGCAAAUGAGAAUGCAAAUCUGAUGAGAGAAAACCAAUGCCUUCACCAGCUGGUGGAGUAUCAUCAGCAUACAUCAGAAGAUCUCUCUGAGUCCUAUGAGCAAGUCAUUCAAGGAAUGUGCUUGGACUUCUCGUCUCCUCCACGGACAAUUGCUGAAGAAGAAGAUGAUGAUGGUGAUGAUGAAGACAGUGUGUAGUAAACCAUCUCUGCAAGUUCUCUCUGCUUAACUUGAUGAACCUUUAAACCAGAAUUGUAAGCAUCAUCGUGAUUUCCACUGAAAUGAUGCUGCUGCAAAUAUUCUUUGUAUUACAGCAGAAAAUAAUGAUCUAUGUAAUCUUCCUAAUAUGGACUAAUCUUUGUUAACAUAA